Messenger RNA from Thelazia callipaeda (thelaziosis nematode), 390 nucleotides. Lineage: Eukaryota; Metazoa; Nematoda; Chromadorea; Rhabditida; Thelaziidae. The record is from the annotation of a GenBank genome assembly.
AUGUAUACACACUUUUGCAUUGAAUCAGUGCAUCAUGUAGAAGGUAGCGAGAAUAAAGUGAAGGAAAAUAAUGGAAAUGGCUUGUCUAGUAGUUACCAAACAUUCCAGGUGUUUGUGAUGUGUACGGCAAUGCUUAUUCUACUUUUAUCUCUUACCUGGUUAUUAGCUAAUUCUGUAUUUAAAAAAAGUGAAAUAAGACAAUCUUAUGGUCGAUUCGAAAUGCCAACUGCAGUUGCAUGCUCAUUAUUUGCUGGCAUUUCUGCAGUUACCGAAUUCCAUCACUCAAUUGACUACUCAUUUUUACACUGGAGUGAAAGUUGGACAUUUGCUGGAAUUGAUGCAACAGCGUUAUCACUCUUACACGCAAUUAUCGCAUUUGCACUACAGUGA